AUGCUACGGCGCCGUCCUGGCGACGGACGGCGGUCCGCCCAGCAAAAUAGGCUGCUACUCGCAUUCGCCAUCAUUCUCAUUCCAUGGCUCCAGCUUUCCGAUGCGCAUGAGCAGCCUCAGCCUCCAACCGUCCAUUCUGGCUCGCCGCACGCGAACCACGACUUACACAACGACAAGGUAUCCGUUGAUGAAUCCGCCCGCUGGGCUUCUUCGUCCAUCGAUGCCGUAACCAGUCAGGCGACCAAGGCCUCCGACGCCUCUACCAAGACCCGGUAUACCGCCCGGAGCUCCAGCCGACAAAACCAAAAACGUCACAUCAUCAUUCCCGACGAUGAGAGCGCCCUUGCAACUUUAGCUCCGGCCAAGCCCGUCCGAGCACCAAGACCCCCCAGCGAUCUUCGACCCCGUAGCAUUUCAGCCUCAGGGUUGACAGCGCCGCACAAUGCGCGGAACCUGGAGGAUUGGGAAGUGGAAGACUUUGUUCUUCUGGCGACCGUCGAUGGAGAUUUGUACGCCACCGACCGUAACACCGGUAAACAACGCUGGCACCUCGAAGUCGACCUACCCAUGGUCGAGACCAAACACUACCGUCUCAACAACUCCGUCCUCGACGACGAUUACAACCCCGUCGAUCACUAUCUCUGGGUCGUCGAGCCCAACUCUAAUGGCGGCAUCUUUAUCUGGCGACCCGACCCCGGCGCCGGACUUGUCAAAACCGGCUUUACCAUGAAAAGCCUGGUCGAGCAACUCUCCCCGUACGAGGAUGUCGAGGGCCAAAUUGUCUACACCGGUGACAAGAAGACCACCAUGGUCACGCUUGACGCCGCCACCGGCCGAGUUAUCAAGUGGUUUGGUUCCAGUGGCUCCCACGUCAACACCGACGACUUUUGUCGCCAAGCUAACACCUUUGACGAUCGCAACAAUGAAGAAUGCCUCACCACCGGGACCAUUACCUUGGGCAGGACCGAGUAUACUGUUGGCAUUCAGGGUUCUGAUGGCCGCCCCAUCGCUACCUUGAAAUACUCCGAAUGGGGCCCAAAUACCUUUGACAGCGACCUCUAUCUCCAGUAUCACAAUUCUCUGGACAAUCGAUACAUCACAAGCCAGCACAAUGGCAAGGUCUACGCAUUUGACCAGUCGAACAAGGAAAAGACCACUCCUCUCUUCUCCAACAAGUUUGCCGCUCCUGUCGCCAGCGUAUUUGAUGUUUGCCGUCCCUGGGAUGCUGUUAGCGGCAGCAACCCGCAGCUUGUCGUUCUUCCUCAGCCGCCUAUGCCUGCUCGUGACAAGAAUGAGAAGCAGAUGCGUUUGAACAGCAUAUUUGUCAAUCAGACCGAGGCGGGCAGCUGGUAUGCCAUGUCUGGACAAGCAUACCCUCUGAUCAUCAGCGCGCCACUGGCUCAGAUGGCAAGCCCGGAUUGGUGGGGCAUUUCGCCAUCGUCGGACACCAUCAGCCAAUCUCGCAUCAGCAAGGCCCUUGUGGGUACCCAUUUCUUGGAGUCGAUCCGGGGAGAUAACAAUCAAUUCCGGAGCUUGCCCGAUAGGUCGGCUGAAGAUGUCGUUGACCAGCUUGACAUCAAUACUGCAUCGCGAAAUGACGCGGCAGCCAUUACUGAGGAGCCCACAAUUAUCACCAAAGUCAAAUCGCUUCCCCAAAGCCUCGCCAAUAGUAUACAUGACUUGGUGAGGAAUCCAUUGGUUAUUGUUAUUAUGUUUAUCUUUCUCGGCUUUCAGCACAAGAGAUUUCGUCGCUCUUACCACAGGCUCCGGUCCAGAGGUAUUCACAAGGGACUAGUUGAGGAGGUUCAAACUCUCUUGUUCGCAGAAACUCUCCCAGAGGAUAAGGAAGACUACAAUACUGGAGAAGUGAAGCGCACUCUCAAGAAAGCCGAGGCUGUCGAGAUACACAAGGAAAAAGAUGUGAAUCCAGCCGAUGAAGAGGAUCAAGAAGCUAAGACUUCUGAGUCUGCUAAACUCGAGAGCAAUGGCGUUGGCAUGCCUGACGGACAAAAGACGCCCCAGUCAGGAGGUAACAAGGAGCAUAAAGCCCUUGACGAUGAGACGAAUGAGGAUGGCCUCGAAACCCCUGCCAAGGGCAAGAAAAAGGCCCAUCGCGGCCGACGUGGUGGAGUGAAACACCGCCCCAAAAAGCAGCGCGAGAACUCGCAGUCUCGCGAUGAUGACCUCGCUGCCUCGACUGUCGAAGAAGCUAUCAAGAAUGCCAAGCGUCUUGGAGACACACCCAGCCUUCAACCUGACGUCAUGACUGUACACAAUGACAUGAAUGCCGUUACUAACCCAAUCAUGCGCAUGGGCAACAUCGAAGUUAACACCGAAGUUCAACUGGGCACAGGAAGCAACGGCACACUCGUUUUUGCUGGGCGCUUCGAUGGUCGCGACGUUGCAGUGAAGCGCAUGUUGAUCCAGUUUUACGAUAUUGCUUCGCAGGAAACCAGACUGCUGCGUGAAAGUGAUGACCACCCCAACGUCAUCCGAUACUAUUCGCAGCAGAUGCAAGACGGCUUCUUGUAUAUCGCGUUGGAACGAUGCGCAGCAUCUCUAGCAGAUGUGGUCGAGAGGCCGCAUGCCUAUCGAGAGCUGGCCAAUGCAGGCAGGAUGGACCUUCCUGGUGUUUUGUAUCAAAUCACCAAUGGUAUCAGCCAUCUGCACAAUCUUCGCAUUGUUCAUCGCGAUUUAAAGCCUCAGAACAUCCUCGUCAAUAUGGGCAAGGGCGGCAAGGCCAGAUUGUUGGUUUCUGACUUUGGUCUGUGCAAAAAGCUUGAGGGGGGUCAGUCAUCUUUUGGGGCGACGACUGGCCGCGCCGCUGGAACGUCUGGUUGGCGGGCACCAGAGUUGCUACUGGAUGACGAUGCACGCGAGAUUUCCAUGGUCGAUGCUAGUACGCAUAGCGGCUCUGGCUCGGUUCUUGUGAAUGAUGGUCUCAUGCCUGGCAGCCGUCGCGCGACGCGCGCUAUCGAUAUAUUCUCACUCGGUCUUGUAUUUUUUUAUGUCUUGACUAAUGGUUCUCAUCCGUUCGACUGUGGGGAUCGGUACAUGAGAGAGGUCAACAUUCGAAAGGGCGAAUACAAACUGCAUCUGCUCGAUUCCCUAGGUGAUUUUGCUUCCGAGGCCAAGGACUUGGUUGCUUCCAUGUUGGAAGCCGAUCCCAAGAGGCGCCCUCCCGCGCGCGAGGUCAUGGCACAUCCCUUCUUCUGGUCCGCUAAGAAACGACUGGCGUUUCUAUGUGAUGUGUCGGACCACUUUGAAAAGGAGACUCGAGACCCCCCUUCGCCCGCCCUCCUGGAGCUGGAGCGUCACGCCCCCGAGGUGACUCGAGGCGACUUUCUCAAGGCCUUGCCGCGAGAGUUUGUCGACUCGCUUGGCAAGCAGCGCAAGUACACGGGCUCUCGCCUGCUGGAUCUGCUGCGCGCCCUGCGCAACAAGCGCAACCAUUAUGAGGACAUGUCGGAGAGUCUCCAGCGCUUUGUCGGGCCUUUGCCGGAAGGCUACUUGAGUUUUUGGACUACGAGGUUUCCUUCCUUGCUGCUGUCGUGUUGGAAUGUCGUGUACAAUGUGCGGUGGGAGGAGACGGACCGCUUCAGGGAUUACUAUCAGCCUGCGGGGCUGUAG
Beauveria bassiana ARSEF 2860 is the source of this 3630-nucleotide messenger RNA. RefSeq names its product serine/threonine kinase IREI. The record is from RefSeq and is a predicted model, not a curated record. Gene Ontology annotation, molecular function: RNA endonuclease activity; ATP binding; protein serine/threonine kinase activity. Gene Ontology annotation, cellular component: IRE1-TRAF2-ASK1 complex. The coding region runs from base 1 to 3630 and encodes 1209 amino acids. The transcript has a single exon. Lineage: Eukaryota; Fungi; Ascomycota; Sordariomycetes; Hypocreales; Cordycipitaceae. Gene Ontology annotation, biological process: mRNA processing; IRE1-mediated unfolded protein response; protein phosphorylation.